CUUUUUUCACUUUUAGUUUCUUUGUAUUGUUGUACGUUGUUGAUUUUUCUUACGUUAGUUUCGCUAUCGCUUGACUUGAUUAUCCGGUUUUAAUAAAAUUUAUACAUUACACCACGCAGAUUGUGAGUAAGAUGGAUCAACUGAUGAGGUUUGGUCAGGGGGGUUUGGCUGGUCUCAGUCAGCCACCGUCAGGGGAUGUACCAGCAGUAGACACAGCCGAACAGGUCUACAUAUCAUCACUGGCCUUGCUUAAGAUGUUGAAGCAUGGAAGAGCUGGCGUGCCAAUGGAAGUGAUGGGACUGAUGUUGGGGGAGUUUGUAGAUGACUACACUGUCAGGGUCAUUGAUGUCUUUGCCAUGCCUCAGUCGGGAACUGGCGUCAGUGUGGAGGCAGUUGAUCCAGUCUUCCAGGCCAAAAUGUUGGACAUGUUGAAGCAGACAGGAAGACCAGAGAUGGUAGUCGGGUGGUACCAUUCACAUCCAGGGUUUGGGUGCUGGCUGUCGGGUGUGGACAUCAACACACAACAAAGUUUUGAGGCUCUGUCUGAACGAGCCGUUGCAGUUGUUGUUGAUCCUAUUCAAAGUGUCAAGGGAAAGGUCGUGAUUGAUGCAUUUAGACUGAUCAACCCCAACACAAUGGUGCUUGGCCAAGAACCUCGACAAGCAACAUCUAACUUGGGUCAUCUCAACAAGCCUUCCAUACAGGCUCUCAUCCACGGUUUGAACAGGCACUACUAUUCAAUCGGCAUCAACUACAGGAAGAACGAGCUAGAACAAAAGAUGCUGCUGAACUUGCACAAGAAAAGUUGGAUGGACGGACUGACGUUGCAAGAGUACUCAACGCAUUGUUCAAACAACGAAGCCACUGUAAAAGAGAUGUUGGAACUUGCUAAAAAUUAUAACAAGUCUUUGGAGGAAGAAGAGGAGAUGACAUUGGAACAACUUGCAAUAAAAAAUGUUGGAAAGCAGGAUCCAAAACGUCAUUUAGAAGAGCAUGUGAACAUUCUUAUGACCUCCAACAUCGUGCAGUGCCUGGGAGCCAUGCUACACACUGUUUUGUUCAAAUAACUUCUAACAGUCUUUGUUUUUAUUGUCGCUAAUUUUUUUGUUUUUUAUGUUUGAUUUCAAAAAAUAUUAUUGAAGUUCAGUUUAGAUCAUCGUUAAAUAUUUCCUAAGAUGUUUCAAAAACUUUCCGCCAUUUAAACGACAAUGGUGUGACAAAACGUUGCUCGAACUUUGUGCGCCUCUGUUUGUAAUACAGUCGCCUGAUAAUUUGGUAAAUGCUGGAUCAUUCUGGAACGUUUUUUAAAUCUGGCAUACUUGCUUAACCGGACAUUAAAAUAAAAAGUUUUAAAACAU
Molecule: messenger RNA, 1358 nt
Organism: Helobdella robusta
Lineage: Eukaryota; Metazoa; Annelida; Clitellata; Rhynchobdellida; Glossiphoniidae
Exons: 11
Coding region: 132-1067 (311 amino acids)
Biological process (GO): proteasome-mediated ubiquitin-dependent protein catabolic process; protein deubiquitination
Cellular component (GO): proteasome regulatory particle, lid subcomplex
Molecular function (GO): metallopeptidase activity; protein binding; proteasome binding
Source: RefSeq, a predicted model, not a curated record